Messenger RNA from Synchytrium microbalum, 1542 nucleotides. RefSeq lists its product as uncharacterized. NCBI's taxonomy places the organism in Eukaryota, Fungi, Chytridiomycota, Chytridiomycetes, Synchytriales, Synchytriaceae. The record is from RefSeq and is a predicted model, not a curated record. The coding region runs from base 1 to 1542 and encodes 513 amino acids. Gene Ontology annotation, biological process: protein deubiquitination. Gene Ontology annotation, molecular function: cysteine-type deubiquitinase activity. The transcript has 5 exons.
AUGCAUGAUAUUUAUAAUCGCACCGCCCACACAGCGUCGCCACGGGCCUUCCCUCCUACUUCUGGUUCAAGCAAACUUGUGCAGUUGUCUUCAUUUAGCAUCAGCACUAGCAAGGCCGGCAAGACCUCAGCAGCCAGCCAAUUGCACUCCAAUUUUUCACCUCCUCGCCCGACACGAACACCUAGUACGAACACGUUACAUGGUCAGAACAACAAAAUCAAACCAACCACAGCAACUGUAGUUGCUUCUCGGAAUAAACCAUCAUCAGUUAGCUCGACUACUGGAAUACUAAUAGAAAUUCCAUCUCCCCCACUCCCAAGGACGUUUAUAUCUCCUGCAUCGUCAAAGGUUUCCCUCAUUCGAGCUGCUCGAUACUCGCCACAAGUAGUCCCUGCACUCCCCUCUGCAGUUUCAGCACCACCACCAGCAGUAUCGCUAUCAUCGACACCAAAGCCUAUAGUAGUCAAGGCCAAGACACCACCCUCAAAAUCCAAUAGCGUCCACGAAAAUUUAGUCGCAUCACCACAACAACAGCAGUCGUCUCUUGACAGUAUCUGGGAAGCGAUCAUGCAAAGAUUUGGUGUAGUUAGUGCAUCGUCUGCAGAACUGGUUGGUCUUCGCAACCUUGGAAAUACAUGUUUCAUGGCUUCAAUCAUACAAUGUUUGAACGGUAUAACUCCUCUAGUUGGUCUGUUUUUGUCUGGGGGAUACAAACGACAUAUCAACAGGGACAAUCCAUUGGGUAGUAAAGGAUUGGUUACGGAUUCCUUUGCUGACCUUGUAAACACACUCUGGACUAGUAAAGAAAAGGUUGCGGCGCCAUCUCGGUUCAAGUCGACGAUAUCUAGCUUUGCUCCACAGUUUCAAGGCUACGAGCAGCACGAUGCUCAAGAAUUCCUGGCCUUUUUACUGGAUGCCAUUCACGAAGAUUUGAAUGACGCACGCAAAGGACGACAAUCCAUAGUUAAAGACGAGGAAGACGAUGAGAGUCUCCCGGAUGAGACGUCCACCACGUACGAAGCAACAAUGUAUCUAUCGCUCCCAGUACCAUCGCGGCCGUUUAGCACAAAACCUGUUACUCUGGACGACUGCCUGACCAAGUUCCAUGAGGAAGAGAAUCUUGACGGAAGCGAUUGCUGGUUUUGUAGCAAGUGUAAACAAAAGAGAUCAGCCACGAAAAAACUUUCAAUCCAGAAACUUCCAUCGGUGUUGCUGGUUCACCUGAAACGGUUUAGCUUUCAAGGUCCGUUUGGAAGCAAGGUCGACACAGUCGUUGACUUCCCAUUAGAGAACCUAAACCUAACGAAAUACACUCAGAGGGUUGAUCAAGCCCCAAUAUAUGACCUUGUCGCGGUUUCUUGUCAUCAAGGAUCGCUAUCUGGAGGACAUUACACUGCGUUGGUGAAGAGGAAGAGGGAGAAGAGCGAGGACUGGUAUUUGUUUGACGAUGCAAGAGUAUCGAAAGUGGAUCCAGCAUCAAUAGUGUCACGUUCUGCUUAUAUUCUAUUCUAUUUAAGAAGGCCGAACAAGGCGUCACUGUGA